AGUGAGGUGGUGCCCUCAGUGCGCUUUCCGCCCGCCUGGUGCCUAUGCAGGAAAAGACGUCACCAUGUGUGAAGUCCCUUUGACGGGGAGCGGCGGCGGGUAGGGACGGAAGUUCUGGAAGUAUGCAGGGAAGAAAGGGAAAGGAUGCUUCCCGCCGCCUGCUCCCGGAGCCUGUGGAGAACGCGAGGCGAGCGCGGGCCGAGAGGGGUAGGCUCUUCAGAGCGGACGACUUCAGAGACGCCGGUCCUUUCACUCCUGCCAGGGCCGCGUCGGUAGUAAGAAUCCCAUAGACCGGAUUGUACGUGCUUUUGCCGAAACACACCCCCUCGCUGCCCCACGUAAGUGCCUCACUUUGACCCGAUGAUCUAGAGGCAAAACACAGCAACAGAAGUCCCUGGGGAAUCCUGGCAUCGAUAGAAGCCUGCUUUCAGAAGCUGUGAGUGACCCUGAACAAUGACCAUUUUAAAGAUGGUGAAACUGAGGCUCAAGAGGGCAUAUAAUUUAUUCAAGGGCACAGCUGCCACAUUAAACAACUUUGCUGCUGCUGCACUGCCCAGACUCUUCCACUGCACGGUUGAUGGGGACCCCUGGAAGGCCCGGACCUCUGCCCCUGCAGCUUCCACACCAGGAAGUGAACUCCACAAGAGAACAGCCCAUCUUCACCACCCGAGCACAUGUCUUCCAGAUUGACCCCACCACCAAGAAGAACUGGGUGCCUGCGAGCAAGCAGGCGGUCACCGUUUCCUACUUCUACGAUGUCACCAGGAACAGCUAUCGGAUCAUCAGUGUGGAUGGAGCCAAGGUGAUUAUAAACAGCACAAUCACGCCCAACAUGACUUUCACCAAAACAUCGCAGAAGUUUGGACAGUGGGCCGACAGCAGAGCCAACACGGUGUUUGGUUUGGGGUUUUCGUCGGAACAGCAGCUGACAAAGUUUGCAGAAAAAUUCCAGGAGGUGAAAGAAGCUGCCAAAAUAGCCAGAGACAAGUCGCAGGACAAAAUCGAGACCUCAAGUAAUCACUCUCAAGCGUCUGGGUGUGAAACCCCAUCUUCUACUCAGGCGUCCAGUGUCAAUGGGACAGACGAUGAAAAAGCCUCUCACGCGAGUCCUGCUGACAUUCACCUGAAGUCAGAGAACAACAAGCUGAAGAUCGCUUUGACCCAGAGUGCCGCCAAUGUGAAGAAAUGGGAGAUCGAGCUGCAGACCCUGCGGGAGAGCAAUGCCCGGCUGACCACAGCGCUGCAGGAGUCGGCGGCCAGCGUGGAGCAGUGGAGGAGGCAGUGCUGCAUCUGCCGCGAUGAGAACGACCGGCUGCGGAACAAGAUUGACAAGCUGGAAGAGCAAAGCAGCGUGAUCAACAGAGAGAAGGAGAAAAACUUCCAGCUGAAGAGAAGAAUCGAAGAGCUGGAAUCAGAACUCCGAGAAAAGGAGACGGAGUUGAAAGAUCUCCGAAAACAAAGUGAAAUCAUACCUCAGCUCAUGUCGGAGUGUGAAUACGUCUCUGAGAAGUUAGAGGCGGCAGAGAGAGACAAUCAAAAUCUGGAAGACAAAGUACUUUCUCUGAGGUCGGACAUAGAGGAGAGUAAAUACCGACAGCGCCACCUGAAGGUGGAGCUGAAGAGCUUCUUGGAGGUUUUGGACGGGAAGAUCGAUGACUUACACGACUUCCGCCGCGGCCUCUCCAAGCUGGGCACGGACAACUAGGGGGAGUCCCAGGCCUGGCCCUCGAGUCCCAGAGCCUUGUGAAGAGUGGUCCCCUCAGACCACACAGCCCCCCGGUGCACCUGGCAGGAGCCCAGAAAAACCACGGUGGAGUCCAGACUGUGGAACAUUUUGGCAGAUGAUUGACAGGUCUGAGGAUACGCAGCUGUGGGGAAUCUGUUACUGUUUUCACCCUCUCGCACCACUUUUAAUAUAAAGCCCUAACUUUAAAUAAAUUAUUGUAGUGAUAUCUUAUGAUGUGACAGGCAAUUAGGCAUUUCUUCCAUCAAACGUAAGAGUUUACUGAUUAGUAUGAGGUGGACGAGUGGACUUUCCCAAGAGUACUAGAGUUUUUUUCCCCUUUUUUAAUGCCUUUUUGGUACAUAAAUAAUAUAUACUUUUUUUUUUUUAAAGAAAAAGAAACUACAGAUGAGUGAAAAGCAAAAAUCACCUGUUAUUACACCAUCUGAUUAUAACCACUGUUAACAUUUUGGUAUAUAUCUUUUCAGGAUUUUUUUCUAUGCUUCUGUAUUUGCUUUAUUAUUUUUUUCAUGAAAUGCAAUCACACAUGCUGUUUUAUAGCUUACUUUUUUUCUUUUUAGCACCAUAUUGUGAUUAUAUUUCUAUAUCGUAAAUAUGUAAUUGCAUCAUUUUUGUCACCUAUGUAGGUUGUACCUUGGAUACUUAGGUCGUUUCCAGUUUUUCACUGUUGCAGUUAAGGAUAUGAUGAAAUCCUUUCUUCUAACAUCUUUGUGACCUUUUUAGAAUAUUUACUUAGCAUAAUUUUCUGAAGUUAGACUUGCUGCCUCAAAAAUGUGGGGGCACAUAGGAGACUCCACUUUGCGUUAGAGUCAUUCCGGGUCCUGUGACUCAUUAUGACCAAUGAAAUGUGGAAGUGACAUGUGAAAGUCGCAGACCAAGCCUCUGAGAUGCCUGUGUGCAGUUCCCCAGGCUGUUCCCUGGUCUCAGCAAACGGUGAUGCCCCAGAAACGGGGCCUCAGCCUUCUGGGUCCCUGCUUGACUGUGGAGCAGCUCCCCUUCCUAACACCCCAGCCCAACCCGCUGUGUGGACAUGUGGUGUGAAUAAGGAAUAACCUUAAGUGUGACCCCACUGAGAUUUCAGGGUUCCUUUGUUCCUGCAACAUACCCUAUCCUGACUAACAAUAAGAAGGUGUGCACAUUUUUACGACUUUGUUAUAUAUUGCCUCAAAUUGCCUUCCAAAAGAUGAUACCAAAUUAUACUCCCACCAGCAAUGUGUGAGAAUGUCCCGCUCCCUCUUUAGCAUUGGUGUUACCGUGGGGCUGGGGGGCUAGUUUUCAUCUGCAUUUUUUUUAUUAAAAGGAGACCCUCACUAGCAAAAAUAUUUAUUAGAUGAUAUUCUUUUGUAGUUUACCUGUUCAUCUCCUCUGGCCAGUUUUCUCAUAAAGUGUUUAACUGUCUCACUGAUUUCUAAGAGUUUUUUGUAACAUAAGUAUUGUGGGGGGAAAAAAAGUUGUAUGUAUGGUUUUUUAGAAAUGUUCAGACAUUGAGAAACACUUCUUAGUCAAAGAUGUCUUUUCCUUUGAAGUUGUUACCUUUGCUGUCAUCCUUAUGAAGAGCUUUCUGAUUCUAAUUCCAAGAUUGUAUAAAUAUUCACCAGUAUUUUAUUCUGGUACUUUUAUUGUGUUCUCAAACAAAUCUGUGAUCCCUCUGGAAUUUAUUUUCUAAAUUGUCCCAACAUCAUUUAUUGGGAAAUCUAUCCUUUCUCUACUGAUAUGAAAUCCUAUUUUUACUAUAUACCCAAUCCUUAUGCAUGCUUCUGAACUUUCUGCACUUGUACCACAUUGUUUAAUCAUCAUGGAUUUAGACAACAUGUCCCCGUUAAUUAAACUUUUUCAGAAAUUUCCUAGUACUUUUUGUGUAUUAAUAUUUGGGAUCAUUUUUAUAAUGUUUAAUAGAAUUGGAAAUUGAACUUUGUAAAAUUUAUAGGUUACUAUAGAGAGAAUUAACAUCUUUAUAAUAUUAACAUUUCAUUUCAGCAAAUUUUAAAGUAUUACGUUCCUCGGUAUAUUAUUUUCUAGCAUAGGUCAUUUUUGCAGUUGUGGUUACUAUUAUAAAUUAGCUCUCCAGCUGCUUACUGAUAGUAUAAAGGUACAUCAUUGAUUUUCUGAUUUAAAAUGUUAAUUAAAAGGUGUGUAAAUAUAAAGAUUGUGAAAAAACGUCACGUAGAAAUAGAGUCCCUCAUAAUUAAAAUCCCUUUGCCUCAAGAUAGUUAACAGUUCAUGCAUAUUUCUCAAAUUUCUUUCCUAACGUAUUUUUUAUCGUUUUGACCGUAUGAUACAACCCUUCUGCUACUUGCAUGCUUCGCUUGGCUGGAGAUCUUGGGCACCUUCCAGCGUGAGUACCUAUCAAUCUACCUCAUCCUUAAUUCUGCACAGAGAGUAGUGUACAGUUGUAUACGAGUUAAUUUAACUUGGUAAUUGGUUAUAUGUUUAUUUUGUAACAAGCCAAUUACUGAAUUCUGUUUCAUGCCGGUAGUUUUGUUGUGCUAUUGUUAAUUCUUUUGCCUUUUUCAGGUAGAUAAUAGUUCUGGGUAGUGAGGAUAAUUUUACCACCAUAUUUUUAAUCAUCUGUUUUACUUCCUUCUCACAUUGGCCAGCACUUUUAGAACAAUGUUCAGUAACACACUGUGCUGUGUUGGUAUUGUACAUGCUUCUUUAUAUAUAUAUUUUUCACUUAGAAUAUCUUUAGUGUUUCUUCAGACAUAUAAAUUUGACUCUUAAUGUAGAUAUUCUUAAUGUUUGAUUGAUAUAUUAAAGUUAUGCCCUUUCAAGUUUGCUGAAAGUUUUAUCAGUGAUGAUGUUAGAAUUUUAUUAAAUGCCUUUUUUCACAUCUGUCAAGAUGAUCAAGUGAUUUUUCUUUAUCAUAACUUAAGAUGAAUCAUCUUAAUAGACUGGCUAAUGUUAAACGCUCUCUACAUUUCUAGAAAAACCUGAUUCACCCAUGGUAUAGUCUCCUUUUAAUGUACUCAACUCAGUGUUAACAGUGGUUAUUUAUGAAGGGUUGGUUAUGGUAGAUUUUUGUGUUCUUAUCUGUAGUUUCUGAUUUUUCUACAAGGUUCGUGUAUUAGUGUAUAAUAAAAAUAAGACCUUUAAAAUUAAAAAAAUAUUCUGGAUUUGGCUAGCUUAUGUUAUUUUGGAAUUUUUCAUAUGUUAAGAUAGAUAAUUGUGUAACUUUUUUUCCCUCCACUCUCUCUUCUCUCUCAUAUGAUGUUGGGUUUAUGUUAACAUCUAAAAAAAAUAAAAGAGAGAGAGAGAGAACUUGGGAAGCUCUCUUUGUUCUAUGCCCUGGAAUGGUUUAAAUAAUUUUUAGAAUUUUUUGCUCCUUAAAAUUUUUAUAACAUAUAUAAAAUUGUCCAAGUCUAGUGCCUUUUUGGGAAAUAAUCUUUGACAAUUUUUUCAGUGUUUCCCAUCCUCAUUGGUCUCUUCAGAUUUUCUUCCUAUUCUGUAAGUUUUUGGCAAUUUAAAUUUCCUAAAUAAUGACCUGUUAAGAUUUUCAGAUUUGCUAUCAUGAAGUUGUUGUAUUUUCCUAUUCUUAUUUUUUAUGUUGUAUGUCCUGCUUUCACUUUUUAUUCUGAUGAGUUUUCCAUAAUUAGUCUAUUCUGUGGGUCUUUUCAAAGAACCAACUCUGGGACUUAUGUCUUAAUUUACUGUUUUAUCAUUUUAUGAUUUUGGGGGGGGGGUUGUUCUUAUUAAUGUCUUCCUUUAUUUUAUUUUUUUCAUCUUCUCAAGUUGAAUACCAUUUUAACUUUUUCUUGUUUAAUAAUAGCUACAGUUACUAUUAAUUGUAAGGCUAUGGCUUUUCCUCUGAAUACUUUAUUCAUAUCCCUUAAAUUUUUAGGUAUGAUAUUCUAAGUUAUAAAUAAUUUCAGAUUUGAACUUUAUUUUUUACUGCAGAGUUAUUUGAAAUUAUAUUUUUCAUUUCUAGAUAGUUUGAUAUUUGUUGUUGUUUACAACAUUUGCUAUAAAUGUCUAGUUUUACUGCCUUGCUAUCAAAGAGGGUACGGCCUGUACAAUUUCUGCAUUUUGGAGUUUAUUGAUAUUUUCUUAGGACCUAAUAAAUUGUUCGUUUUAAUAAGUAUUCCCAGGAAACUGCAAAAUAAGGUAUAUUCUCUGAAGGGAACAAAAUUCAUAUGUAUUAAUUUGAUCUUAUUAAUUAUAAUAUCAUGGACCUUUCAUUUUUACUUACUUGAGUCAUCAAAGACUAAGGAAAGUAUGUUAUUCUCCCACUACUAUUGUAUUUGUCUAUAUCUCUUGUGUUUCUAACAGUUUUUGUUUUAUGUGUUUUCAGUAUGAUGUUAUUUGGCAGAUUAUCUUUUUAUAUUUAAGGGAAAAAAUAUUUUCCUUUAAAGACUUGUAUACCUUUGUGAAUUUUACCUGAUUUUGUUGUA
Messenger RNA from Rhinolophus ferrumequinum (greater horseshoe bat), 6132 nucleotides. It is a transcript of the gene HOMER2, whose product is annotated as homer scaffold protein 2. The coding region runs from base 578 to 1705 and encodes 375 amino acids. Gene Ontology annotation, molecular function: G protein-coupled glutamate receptor binding. Gene Ontology annotation, cellular component: dendrite; cytoplasm; postsynaptic density. NCBI's taxonomy places the organism in Eukaryota, Metazoa, Chordata, Mammalia, Chiroptera, Rhinolophidae. The transcript is spliced from 12 exons. Gene Ontology annotation, biological process: G protein-coupled glutamate receptor signaling pathway; regulation of store-operated calcium entry. The record is from RefSeq and is a predicted model, not a curated record.